Messenger RNA from Tigriopus californicus, 1671 nucleotides. Its product is annotated as cilia- and flagella-associated protein 251-like. The record is from RefSeq and is a predicted model, not a curated record. NCBI's taxonomy places the organism in Eukaryota, Metazoa, Arthropoda, Copepoda, Harpacticoida, Harpacticidae. The transcript is spliced from 2 exons. The coding region runs from base 137 to 586 and encodes 149 amino acids.
GCGCGAAACGUUGCCGGCUUCAAUUUCUCACUCACUCAUCCACCUUUGAAGAGAGCGGGAGUGCUUCAUUGCUUCACUGAACUUGUUCAAAUCUUUUCGUGUUUUGUACCCACAAACCCCCAACUCUACACUCAAAAUGGCCGACACCAAGGAAACCACCACCCCCACCACCGAGGAGGUCACCAAGACCGUCGAGGAGACCAAGGAUGACACCAAUGGUCACAGCAAUGGCGCUGCCAAGAAUGGUGAAGACAACGGUGCCGAGAAGAAGAUUGGGGAGGAGAAGAAUGGUGAUGCCAAGAAUGGGGAGGAGAAUGGUCACACUAAUGGCGAGGAGAAGAAGGAAGAGGAAACCACCGAGACCGCUACCACCACCACCACCCCCGCUACUACCACUUCCACCGAGGAGGAAGAGAAGAAGGAAGAGACCAACGGAUCUACCGAAGACAAGGAGGCCACCAAGCGGAAGGCUGACGAAUCCGGAGAUGCCGCUAAGGAGGAGCCUAUCCCCGUGUCGGCGGAGAAGAUCGCCAAACUGAAGGAAGGCGAGGAAGAGACCAAGAAAGAGGAGGCCACCACCGCCUAAGCGAGCUCAUGGCUGAACUGUCUCAUCAACCCAACUUGACUACAUAUAUUCCUGAAAGAUCAUCUCCCAUUAUAUGUUUUUGUACAAAAACUCAAACCUGAUCAGAUCCUCCAUUGUCGGAGCGGUUUUGGUCGGAUCCAUCCAAAGACGACCAGUGUUUUCAGUGCGCACAACCUCUUUCCUUCAAAUUCCCCGUCCACGCGAACAGCUCCCCUUGACGGAUGAACAACGGGCCUUCCAACAUCAGACUCAACCAGCCAUCGACCCGUGAACGCAUUCACCAACCACAUAAUCUCAUCUGCCCCCCCUCACAAUAACGCCUCCGUGGGGGGCGACGGUUCCAAUGGAGUUCGUCCUUAAGGGUCGUGGCGGAUCGUGGAUGACCACAAUCUUCAAAAACUUCUGAUGCCACAGACACAACUCCCGAAGCGAGAUCACAUCGAUUGGAUGGAUAUGUGUGAAUGUGAUCGAACGAAAGCUCGCGCAACCUAUGGUUUGCGCCCGGCGCGAAGUGACACCCGUGCGCCUUUGAUUCACUUCCCUCACUUCCUCUCAGCAGAUUUGUCUCUCGGGUUGGAUUCAUCGGAAAUGACAUCUUCGAACAAUCUCGUACUAACUCUACUUUCGCCAUCCGUGAAAGUAGCAGGACAUCUCUGAAUGACGACGGCCUUCUUUCUUUUCUCCUCGGUUCUCUUCUCAUCCUCAUCCCGCUUCUAACUCUCAUACCCCCUCCCCCUGUAUGUAACGAGCUACUACCGUUGGGUUCAACUGUAUUUCCCUAUUUUCGAUUCAAUCAUCAGUAUUUUUGUAACAACACAACCGGAAGUGUCCCUGUGCACGAGAAAUUAUCAUUUUGUCCGUGUAGCCGGCGGGCAUAACUGCAUUCCCCCUGUGUUUCGAAGAUGGAAUCAAUGUCCUGGAACAAAUGCAAGAACAACAGACUCUCGAACCAGCCAAUCUACCGUAUUUAGUAUAAAAAAUCAGUACCUAGUCUUCAAGGAGACGUACGUGCGAAUUUAGUUGACCGUGGUGUCUGGGGUUUUUUGAAAAAGAGUGUCAGAAAAAUAAACGUAAAAAAUCUUCAA